AUGUCUUCAAAUAUAAAUUUGGGCUUGGGUAGAAUAAAUUCGCUUCUACAAUUAUUAGGCAAUCCCCAUCAAAAUUUAUCAGCAAUACAUAUCGCAGGUACAAAUGGAAAGGGUUCGGUGUCUGCAUAUAUAGAUUUUAUAUUGUUUAAAGCCGGAUUUAAAACUGGCAGAUUUAACUCACCACAUCUAAUUGAUGUUAACGAUUCGAUAAGAAUUAAUACAAAACCCAUUAAUAGAACUGAUUAUCAACGUAUAUUCAAAUAUAUUCACAAUAUCAACAAGCUAAACGAUAUAGGUGCAAGUGAGUUUGAAUUGAUGACAGCGGUAGCAUUUUGGUGGUUCAAUUAUGAAAAAAUUGAUGUUGCGAUUGUGGAGGUUGGACUUGGUGGUAGGUUAGAUGCAACUAAUGUUUUCGAGAAAACUUUAGUUAGUGUGAUUACUUCUAUCGGGUUAGACCAUGUUGACAUUCUCGGUGAUAAUGUUGAAACAAUAGCAAAGGAGAAAGCAGGAAUAUUAAAAUCUGAAGAUCAUAUUGUGAUAGCACCACAAUCUGAAGAAAUAAUAAAUGCUACAUUGCUUAAUUACUGCAAAGAUAAUCUGUUGUCUACGACUAUCCAUCCUGUACAACCUGCAAAUUGGGGAUCAGAGGAAUCCGGAAUUGCCUCAAUAAAUUUAUCGGGUUUUAAUAAUCAUCUCAGUGAUGACGAUGGUAACAACACAUUGAAAUUUUGUAUGCCACUUAAAGGUGAUUUUCAGUUAGAAAAUGUAGCCACUGCUAUCAAAGCGAUUGAUGUUUUACGUCGAACUGACAGUAAAUUUAGUAGAAUUACCAACCAACAUAUUUGUGAAGGUAUCGAAUCAACACAAUGUGAAACAAUGAUGCUGGUUGAUGGAGCUCAUAAUCCUCCAGCAGCAAAAGAACUACGUAAAUACAUUGAUCAAUAUUUUACUAAACUAAAAUUCAAAAAACCAAAAGUUAAUUGGGUUUUUGCUUCGUCGAAACAUAAAAGCGUUUAUGAUAUUCUCAAAUGUCUCCUAUAUGAUGAUGAUACAUUUACGGCUGUUAACUUUUCAAAAGUGGAAAAUAUGCCAUGGGUUGAAAGUUGUGAUCAACAAGAAUUGAGAAGAAUUGCAAACCAAAUUUCACCUAAUAUUAAAACAUAUUCAAUUGAUGAUCAUAAUUUAAAGGAUUCAAUUAUUUUUGCUAAUGAGCUUUGUAAAGAACAAAAGGGAGAAGGAAUUAUUGUAUUGUGUGGAAGUUUAUAUCUUAUUGCGGAUUUAUUACGCAUAUUAGAUCUUUAUUAA
Molecule: messenger RNA, 1305 nt
Organism: Entrophospora candida
Lineage: Eukaryota; Fungi; Glomeromycota; Glomeromycetes; Entrophosporales; Entrophosporaceae
Source: the annotation of a GenBank genome assembly